This is a messenger RNA of Rodentolepis nana, 1512 nucleotides long. NCBI's taxonomy places the organism in Eukaryota, Metazoa, Platyhelminthes, Cestoda, Cyclophyllidea, Hymenolepididae. The record is from the annotation of a GenBank genome assembly.
AUGAGCAAUUACAGCCACUCUCCGGAUGCAGAGGCUCCUUACCAGGAGGGCAACGGUGAACUUCCUUCUCACAAUGGAAAUGAUUACCACGAUGUUACGGCUGAUGAGGUCCAGAGCCGAUACGAAGGUGAGCGAGAUGGUCGCCAUCGUGAUGGUAGUGAUGACCGUCGUAGUAAAGAUCGUGAUCGUAGGAGAGAUAGACAUCGGUCACGAAGCGGUAAUAGAAGUCAUCGUCGUAGGUCUAGCAGUCGCUCUCGUGAUCGUCAUAGGCGUCGUCACCGUUCGCGUGAACAUUCAGAAUCGCCUUUGAAGAAAAUUGUUUACAAGUAUUGGGAUGUGCCUCCUCCGGGCUUUGAGCACAUGACACCACAGCAAUAUAAAGCUCUUCAAGCAUCUGGGCAAAUACCUGUAAACGUGUACGCUGCCGGGCAGGUUCCGAUGCCUGCUUCUACUCCAAAUGCUCCUCUUACACUCAACACCAAUAUCCCAUUUGCUGGUAGCGCUGUUUGCCGUCAGGCUCGUCGUUUGUACGUGGGUAAUAUUCCUUUCACUGCUACGGAAGAUAAUAUGAUGGACUUUUUCAACAAACAAAUGAAAGCCCAAAAUCUUGUUCAAGCAGAGGGAAAUCCUAUUAUUGCCGUUCAGAUUAAUAUGGAGAAAAAUUUCGCCUUCUUAGAGUUUCGUUCUGUUGAUGAGACUACACAAGGUUUAGCCUUGGAUGGAAUUUUAUUCCACGAUCAGGCUCUUAAGCUCCGUAGACCCCGUGAUUAUGCCCCAUUACCUGGUGUCAGCGAGACUCCUUCAGUAAUUGUUCCUGGAGUAGUCAGCACUGUCGUUCAGGAUUCACCCCACAAAAUUUUUGUUGGUGGUUUACCAAAUUAUCUUAAUGAAGAUCAAGUUAAGGAGCUGCUUUUAAGUUUUGGUCCACUGAAAGGUUUCAACUUAGUUAAAGAUGGUUCCACUGGUCUUUCCAAGGGCUAUGCUUUUUGUGAAUACGUGGAUCCAAAUGUCACUGAUCAUGCUUGUGCUGGUCUAAAUGGAAUGCAACUUGGUGACAAGAAGCUGAUCGUUCAAAGAGCUAGUGUUGGUGCAAAGAAUUCUUCAGGAACUCUACCCCUGCCACUUAUCCAGGUUCCUGGUUUGAAUGAUGCUUUAGUUCAGAACACAACCGGAUCAGGAAAUAUUAUUCUCCGUUCUGGGGGUCCGCCUACAGAGGUUUUAUGCUUGCUUAAUAUGGUUGAUCCUGAAGACCUAACAAAUGAUGAAGAAUAUGAAGAUAUUGUCGAGGAUGUUCGUGCUGAGUGUAGCAAGUAUGGAAUUGUCAGCAGUGUUGAAAUUCCACGACCCAUUCCUGGUGUGGAUGUUCCAGGUGUUGGGAAAAUUUUCGUGCAGUUUGCAAGUCUAGUCGAUUGCCAAAAAGCGGCGACGGCUCUCACAGGUCGCAAAUUUGAUAAUAGGCUGGUGGUUACUUCAUUCUAUGACCCUAACAAGUAUCACAGGCGCGAGUUUUAA